AUGGCCCGUUUGGCCAGAUUCUGGGAUUCCCUAGAGAACGAUAAUCUCUUUGACAUAGUCCCUCAGCCGCCGAAGGUUCACAUCUGCAUUUAUCCUUCCCAACUGUUAACUUUCUCAUUUUGCAGCCGACAGUCACAAAGUUUCAACAGCAAUGGCUUCACAAUCUGGCACAUGCUCGAGACGACGAACUGCAGACGAUUCUGUACGCGAAGCCCCUUUUGCCUCCAGAUUAUAUUCCCCACUACCACGAAGAUGAGUUCUACGGAGCCAAGAAGAUAUCGGUCGGCUACAGGUACAAAGUGUUUGUGCAGGGAGUCAGGUUACCGGCCGGACGGUAGCGGUCACUCUUUUCACACCAUUACGAUCCUUUUACUUUAUUAGAAUGCUGUAUCCUCCCAUUUUUUUCGUCAUAACAGACGUUUUUCUUUAUAUUGUCCGGAUCUCUGGAGGGAUCCGAUCGGAACAGGUGGCGGCCGCCAUCCUUCUAUAAUUAAUGGCACUCUUCGAGUUGUUGAGCAUGUCUCUUUUCCGCUCCCAAGUUACUUUACAUCGAUUCCCAACCGAACUUCUUCUUCUUCUUCUUUGAAACCUAAUUAGUUGCAAUCUUUCGUUUCUUCCGUCCCACAAGUCAAAUCAAAAACGCAAACAGUAGUCGGUUCGGCUAAGGUGCGAAUGAAUGUUUACCGCGCGGAAAGGAUAGCAAUCUGAUCGGGCGGUACUUCAAUCGUAUUAAUAGUAUCCCAACUAGGAAUUCCAUGACUCUCCGGUAACCAGAAUGCUCCGAAGAGACGCGAGAACUAGUCCUCAUCCGUUUCUUUUCCAGCAAGUCCAUGCUGUCCACGUCACUGGGCAAUCUGUCGGCACCGCCGAAGCCGCAGAGGCGGAUAGCCAGACUGCGGAGCAGUGCGAACGAUUGUGCAGGUACGAAAAGGAUCAGAAGACGUUAGUAUUCUUGUUUUGGUUUCAGCCAGCCUUCCUCAGUUGCUGGAGAAGAGUUCUCUGUCGGAGCUGAUGAACAACAACAACGAGAGCAGCACCACUCUGUGCUCUUCCGUCCAAGCAGGUCAGAUUUUCCCAGCCACAGCGUCUUGGUAUUCUUUCUUUCCAGAAUCCUGCCCGACUGACACCGAAGAGGCGCUCAUUCGCAAUGUAAGUUCACUUUUUUCUUCUUUUUUUAUGUUUCGCCUCUCUCUCGUCACCCCCUAAAUCUUCUCCUAAUUGCCUCUUUCUCUUUGAUUGGCAACACAUGUGUGCUUCAGAUCAAGUUGCCCGGCUUCCGCGGGAACAUUUCGCGGGUUCUUAGCCAGAAGAGCAGUUCUCCCACCGGGUUCCGAACACCGACUCCGCGGGCCACGGCCCCUCCCUCUUACGAACAGUUUCAAGUUCUCAGGAGGAAUUCUAUGAAAUGUAGGUCAAAAGAACGAAGAGAUAACUAUAAAUAAGAGGUUCACUUGUAGCAAGUUGUGCCCCCAGCAGGAGUAACAGUAUUCCCUCUCCUCUUCCGCCCACUCCAACGCCUUCUCGAUCCAACACAAUCACAGUAAACGGUGUACACGUCCAGCAGGCGACUAACAGGUUUCGAAAAACUUUCCUCACGAUCAUAUUCCUUCUUUCAACCUGAUGCUUUCAGAAUAGACAUGAGCACGGACAGUGCGAACACAAUCCUCCGCUCGCCGUACAGCACCCGUUCGGACAGCAUCACUAGCGUCGAUUCGGGCCAGUGCUCGGGAGAUCAGAUUGAGCGCAGAUCGUUGUGUUCGGUGCGGCAGGAGAGCAAAGAGGACGAGGAGACGAGCAUGCCGAGUUAUGCGAGAAUGGCCAGUGAGUUGGGAAGACGAAUGAGCACGAGCGAUCUUUUCUGAUGAACAGGCACGAUGGAUCAUGUCCUGCGAACCUCCUCCGCGUUGUACAACAUCCUAUCGUCUACACUCGAGCCCAAUAUCUGCCGAGAUCUUCUGGCCAAAGUCAGUAUACGUUCUAUUAGCAUCUAUUAGCAAUGUCUUCUGAUUUCAGUCUUCUGUAUUCAUCCAACUUUGGAGUCGUCUCCUUGUGCGAACUGUCUGCCGAAGACCGAAAUGACCCGACUGAAAAUGAACGUGCAGGAACUGCAAAAGUGAGUCUACCAAAACUUGAAUGAAACAGCUCAGUUUGUGCAGAAAUCGGGAAGAAGGGAAGAUCGACAUGAACAACAUGACCAACUUCUUUGCCAUUCUCCUCAGAAAGUCAAUCGAAUCGGUUCUCCUUCUGUUCGUCAGAGUGAGUCCUUCCACUCAAUUCCUUUCGUUUCAUUCCAUUCCUCAGAUAAUCAGCAAGUACCUGUUCGAAACCAACGGAAAGACCGUCUGA
Caenorhabditis sp. 36 PRJEB53466 is the source of this 2346-nucleotide messenger RNA. NCBI's taxonomy places the organism in Eukaryota, Metazoa, Nematoda, Chromadorea, Rhabditida, Rhabditidae. The record is from the annotation of a GenBank genome assembly.